Molecule: messenger RNA, 1634 nt
Organism: Serinus canaria (Common canary)
Lineage: Eukaryota; Metazoa; Chordata; Aves; Passeriformes; Fringillidae
Gene: SDSL
Product: serine dehydratase like
Exons: 8
Coding region: 7-1527 (506 amino acids)
Biological process (GO): L-serine catabolic process; L-threonine catabolic process
Molecular function (GO): L-serine ammonia-lyase activity; pyridoxal phosphate binding; threonine deaminase activity
Source: RefSeq, a predicted model, not a curated record
GGUGUGAUGGCUCAUUUGGGGACAAUGAGAGGUGUUUUGGCUGGGGGUUUGGGGUGUGCAGGCUGCCCUGGCUGCACCAGGGCUUCAGGGCCAAAAUCCUGGUCCAUGUUUUUGUCCGGACCAGAUAAUACCCACUGCAAACCUUUGAGGGCCCCCAAAAUAUUUUGUGAGCUGCCUUUCCUCUUUCCCCAUCUCCUGGGAGCCCACAUCCCAUCUCCCGGGCAUGUGAGAGCUGCCGGGCUCUGGCUGGCAGGGCCACACGUGUUUGUCCCCGCGGGUCACCGGCAGCGUGCCCGGCCGUGCCCGGCCACCCUGGGCAGCAGCGCCGGCUGUAAAACCCGCCCGGGGCUGGGCAAAGAGCGACCAGUGGGGGCAAUGUCCGAGCCCUGCCCCUUCCCUGGUGGCGUGACUGAGCACGGCGACCUGGGGACCCCGGCACGGCCCCUCGGACGUCACCUGUCCCUCUGGUGUGGCACAGGCUCGGCGGUGGGUGAGGACAAGCAGCGACAUCCCACGGGACAGCAGAGCAUCCCUUGUCAGGCCAUGGCAGCCCAGCCAGCCGCGGGCCAGAAGCCCUUUCACGUCGUUUCGCCCGUCCUGGAGAGCCUGUCCCUCUCCAAGGCCGUGGGCACCAAGGUCUUCAUGAAGAUGGAGAACGUCCAGCCCUCGGGAUCCUUCAAGAUCCGGGGCAUUGGGCACCUGUGCCAGGAUGCUGCCAAGAAGGGCUGCCGCCACUUCGUCUGCUCCUCAGGAGGGAACGCGGGGCUGGCAGCAGCGUUCGCAGCCCGGGAGCUGGCCCUGCCCAUCACCGUGGUGGUGCCCAGCAGCAGCGGCCCCACCACCGUGAGCAAACUGCAGGAACUGGGGGCCACAGUCGAGGUCUACGGCAAGGUGUGGGAUGAUGCCAACAGCAGAGCCCAGGAGCUGGCUAAGACAGAGGGCUGGGUCAUCAUCCCCCCCUUCGAUCACCCCUUGGUGUGGGAGGGUCACGCCAGCCUGGUCCGGGAGCUGAAGGACUCUCUGGAGGCCAAACCAGGCGCCAUCGUGGUGGCGGUGGGUGGCGGGGGACUGCUGGCCGGUGUCGUGGCCGGCCUGCAGCAGGUGGGCUGGCAGGAUGUCCCCAUCAUCGCCGCCGAGACGCUGGGCGCUCACAGCUUCCACGAGGCGCUCAAGGCCGGCCGGCUCGUCACCCUGCCAGACAUCACCAGCGUGGCCACGUCUCUGGGAGCCAAGACGGUGGCGGCGCGGACGCUGGAGUGUGCCCAGGAGUGCCAGGUGCUCUCGCAGGUGGUGCAGGACGCGGAGGCCGUGCGGGCUGUGCAGCAGUUCCUGGAUGACGAGCGGGUGCUGGUGGAGCCGGCGUGCGGGGCGCCCCUGGCCGUGCUCUACUCGGGGCGGCUGCAGAGGCUGCAGAGCGAGGGGCGGCUGCGGACCCCGCUGAGCUCCGUGCUGCUCGUGGUGUGCGGCGGCAGCAACAUCCACACGGCCCAGCUGCGGGCCCUGAAGAGCCAGCUGGGGCUGGAGUGACACCCGCGCCGGGCAGGGCGUGUGGCAGAGCCCGCCUGGCACGCUCUGCUCGCUUUCCUUCCCAAAGAACCAAAAUAAAGCCUGGGAAUGCGGGGCCGGGCUCCUCA